Oryza sativa Japonica Group (Japanese rice) is the source of this 2094-nucleotide messenger RNA. RefSeq lists its product as uncharacterized. NCBI's taxonomy places the organism in Eukaryota, Viridiplantae, Streptophyta, Magnoliopsida, Poales, Poaceae. The record is from RefSeq and is a predicted model, not a curated record.
UCCUCAUUCCCCGUCCUCCCACCUGAACAAACUCCCCCAUCUCCAUCAAGAGCACUGCACACAGCAUGGCUUCUCCUGUCCUCCAGAACUAUGCGUCUCCUGCACAUGCCCUGUAGCUUCACCAUGAAGACAUGUUGCUAGGCUGCUUGUGACUUCCUGAGACAAUAUCAUAUUUUCCAGAAACAUUGCACCAAUUUCCAGGUGAAAUGGCAAGAACGAAAAGGUUGAAUGUAGUAAAAAUCAGUGCCAAAUACAAGAGUGGAGAUGGCAAUAUCAGUGAACAUAACCCAUUGCAUGAGUCACAAGCACUAGAAGAUGAUGAGAUCGAACUAGAGCAGCAAGAUGAUGACUCCUUGAAUAUGUCAGGUGAGAGUGCCAAAGAAGACAAACGUGGAAGGACAACUUUAACACAUAUUUGGAACCUUCCAGAAGGCAAUCACAUAGUAGUGAAGUGCAACAAGCUUGGACAGCCCAUUGGAGCAGAAGGUGGACUGUUAGGAAAAUUUUUAGGCACAGUGGCAAGAAAUGGGUCUUACUGUCCAUUUGACUUGAAGGAUUGGAGAUUGGUCAAAAAGAAUGGUGGAGCUGAAACAAUACUUCAACUUGUGGAGACAAAGUUCUUGUACCCUCAAUCGUGCAAGCAAUGGAUAUUGAAGUCAACAGGGAGAGAUUGGAGGCGAUUCAAGGCAUCACUAAAGACAGCUUAUUUUCAGCCUAAAAAGAAAAGAUCUGCUUUGUAUAAGUUGUGUCCAGAAGAUAUCGAUUAUGAUCAAUGGGUUGAACUUGUCAAAUUUUGGAAGUCAAAAAAGGGAAAGGCCCUUUGUGAGAAAAAUAAAAGCAGUCGUGCCAUGAUGAAGACAACACAUACCGCAGGGACAAAGAGCUACGCUCGUUGGGCUAAGGACAUGAGACAAGAUGAUCCUCAAAAGAAGCAGCCGCAUAGAGCCAUGGUUUACUUAGCAACCCACAAGAAAAGGGCCGAAGAUAGAAAUGAACACCUGGCUGAGUUGGAAAGCCUCAUGGAUGAACAACCUGAGCUGGAUGAAGAUGAUCAAGGAAGAGUUGCAUGGAAAGGUGAUGCCUUACAUCAAGUUUUAGGUGAAGAGAAACCUGGACAAGUGCAUGGUAUGGGACUACUUCCAGUUCCCAACCAUGUUUAUGGCCAAACAUCACACCAUCUCAGGAACAUUAAUAUCACUACCGUAGAGGGUACACCACAUGAAGUAGCGAUACAUAUUAUUGAUGAUGUGGAGAAGUUAAAGGAGCAUGCACAGAAGCAAGAUCAGCUUAUUCAACAACUGCUUAAAGAAAAGACUGAUAGGAAAAACAAACAGGAAAAGGUGUCCUUGAAAAAAAAAAAGCUAAGAAAGGUCAAUCGACUAAAAGGAUAUCAUAGCAACUCUCAGCUACAAGCAGUACAUUCUAAAAGAAAGAGAGUCCAAUGCGACGCAGCUGAUCGAGAAGACCUCCUGAGUCAGCAAAGAUAUCCAUUCAAGGACAUAUAUGAGGACGAUGACUUGUCAUUCUCUACUGAAAAGGAAGAACCCCAUUAUCAAGAAGCACCACCAUCACCAUGGUCCGCUCAUUCCUUUCGACAAGAAGAGAUGGCUAAAGAAGGGCAGAAAAUGUUCGUAAAGAGCACGGACAAUGCACAUGAUCAAGUGAUUCAAAGCCGUGUGCGUUCAAAGAAGACGCGCCCUUCACCAAUGGAGGUGGUGUUGAGAUAGGCAACCAUUUUUGGAAAGUACGAAUCAACCAUCCUAUUCGUAAAAAUGAGGAGCUUGUAAGACCAUUGGAUCAUUGCAAGACAAUUAAUGAUGCCCAUGCCAAAGGAGUGGUGAUUGCGUGGCCUUCAAUAUGUGUUUGGAAGAUUAAUGGUUGAUUUCGCUUCCAUCUCACCCUAUGGAUUGAUAAACCGGCAAAGACUUUCAAGAAGAAGAAGAAGAAGACGAAUAGAUUAUCAUUUUGUUAUAUUUUAGUAUGAAAGACUGUUAUUCUGAAGACUUGCUUUUCUCAAAUGGAUUAUCAUUUAUGUUUUGUAAUGAUGGGAAGGAUGUUUUAACUAUUUUGUUAUGCAAUGCAAUCUUUAUUUUC